This is a messenger RNA of Phyllostomus discolor (pale spear-nosed bat), 1669 nucleotides long. It is a transcript of the gene PCP4L1, whose product is annotated as Purkinje cell protein 4 like 1. The record is from RefSeq and is a predicted model, not a curated record. The transcript is spliced from 4 exons. Bases 1 to 801 code for a protein of 266 amino acids. Lineage: Eukaryota; Metazoa; Chordata; Mammalia; Chiroptera; Phyllostomidae.
AUGACGACACUUUGCAAUUUCCCUGCCACCCUAUCGCCAAGUCUUGAUCCGCGACGGCCCUUGGCUUUACCCGCUCCGUUCCUUGCUUCCGGCUUCCCGUGCACCCUCCUUCCUCGCUCCCUCGGGCGCACACGCCGCGCCCUCGCGCUGCCCGCGCCUGUGCUGCCCCUCCGCUCCCCGCCCGGGCUGCCCCGCUCUGUUUUCCGCGCUCGCGUCCGCUACGCGCCCCCCUCCUUCCCGCGCUCCGACUCUCUGACCCUAGUUGGAAAUGCAGCAGGCCGCCGAGCCUGCCUCCAUUGGGUGCGAGCGGCUGUCACUCUUCGGCAGGGGGCGCUCCUAUUGGUCGGGCUGGAGGCGGGGCCCGAGCUGACUAUAAAAGGCGGGACCCGCGGCGCGCGCGGAGCGGAGGGCUCGGACGGGACCGCGGGGCGCCGGGCGCGGAGUGAGCGCCGAGAGCCGGCACGGAGCCCGGGCCGCGCACGGACCCUCCUCGCCCCGCCGGCGGCCGGCAGCCGUGCCCCCCAGCCCAGCGGCGACUCGCCACCGUCAGGGCCGCCCUCACUGCACGUGCCGCCCGCUCCGUCAGCCGCCGCGAUGAGCGAGCUUAACACCAAAACAGCCCCAGCAGCCAACCAGGCACCCGGCCCAGAGGAAAAGGGAAAGGCCGGCCCUGCCAAGAAGGCCGAGGAGGAGGAGGAGAUCGACAUCGACCUGACGGCCCCGGAGACAGAGAAGGCCGCCCUGGCCAUUCAGGGCAAGUUCCGGAAGUUCCAGAAGAGGAAAAAGGACCCCAGCUCCUGAAGCAGCGGCCAUGCCCUCACCCUGCUCCCUUUGUCCCCCGCCCACUGCUCUGACUCCCACGCCCCCGUGUCUCUCUGUCCCGCUAGCCUCUCGUGCAGGCGAGUUUGACCCUUGUGUGUUACGUUCCGUGGCCCCCUCACGCCAUCACGGCAGGAGAGACCCCAGGGAGAGGCAGGGUGAAGACUCCAGCUGGCGGCCCCUGGUCUGAGGGUAGACUGGCUCCUGCUCAGGACAAGCCUCCUUGACCAGUACCUGUGCUCUGUGCUGCCCGUGAGGUGCAAGUGAAAGAGGCUUUGAGGCUGACGAGGUUGGGGGGGGCCCUGAAUGGGGGAGGGGGAAGCGAGGCUUCCAACUAGGGUGCCCGAGGGUGGGACCUGUGCACCCGUCUGCCUGUGGUCACAAGUGUCACUGCAGGUCAUGUUGUUCCCCUCACACCCUCUGCACCACCUCCCCCGCCCUCCUCGGUGCUGCGCCACAGUGGGGACCGGAGCCCUCUGUCCCAGGGCAGACUGAGUCCAGCACCUCCCACGUUAGCUUGUGCUGAGUUCCACAGAAGGCGGUAGGACUGGGAGGGGCCAGGGAUGGCCCUUCACCUCAAGGCUGGGACCCGAGGGGCAGAGGCAGGGACAUGGGGACUCCAGAAGAUCUGGGGAGGAAAAGGAGUGAGGGGUGAAGGUAUGCUCUGUGGAAGACCCUUGGGGCAUUGCUGACCUGCCUCCUCUAACCCCCACGUCCAGCCCUCACACGGACCAAGUGACCCCGCAGCCCCCACCUGCCCCACUGUGCAGUCUGGACCGAGGUGGAAUAGCUACUCUGUGUGAUUUUAGCAUGUUUCAUAAUUAUAUUAAAAUAUUUUUAAAACCCUCAA